Molecule: messenger RNA, 1242 nt
Organism: Coregonus clupeaformis (lake whitefish)
Lineage: Eukaryota; Metazoa; Chordata; Actinopteri; Salmoniformes; Salmonidae
Product: E3 ubiquitin-protein ligase TRIM17-like
Exons: 4
Coding region: 472-1128 (218 amino acids)
Molecular function (GO): zinc ion binding
Source: RefSeq, a predicted model, not a curated record
AGCAUGUCUUCACCCUCUUCCGUGAAAACAGAGGAACUCCGACGCUGUCAGUUCAGACAGACCACGCCCUCUCAAAUACGGAAGAGUGAACUUUCCACUGAGCGCAGCCCCCUGUCCCUUCAGUGAGCAGACGGCUCGGAAUGGCUACUGACGCCAGCUCGCUUGAGGAGCUACAUAGCUCCUCAAGGAGCUGCACACCUGUCCCGUAUGCCUCGAGCUCUUCCGUGAGCCGGUGAUUCUCGAGUGCGGACACCACUUAUGUCGUGUGUGCAUUACGCAGUGCUGGGAGAGCAAGUACGACGAGCACCAAACCUGCCCGCAGUUCCGGAAGACAUGCCCUCAGAAGCUGCGUCCCAACUCGCUUCUGUGUAACGUUGUGGACAGCGUGAGGAGAGCCCGAUCCAUGGAUGGGAAACCCGGGGACCCGGAGCGCGCGCAGGAGGAUACAGAAAAACGACGAAGGGGGCCAGUAUGCCCAGCUCCGGUUUCAGUUUCACCGGUUCUUCACAGCGCCACGAGCCAGACCUGUGCGAGAAGCACGAGGAGAAGCUGAAGCUAUACUGUGAGGAUGAUCAGCUCGCGAUCUGCCUGGUGUGCGGGAUGUCCCGAGGCCACAAGACGCACAACGUCAUCCCCAUCAACGAGGCGUUCGAGAACUACAAGGAGCGAGCUGGGGACAUAGAGGAGCAGGUGAGUGCAGAGUUUGGACGUCUGAGGGAGUUCCUUCUCCAGGAGGAGGAGAGAGUGAAGGAGCGAGUGCGGAGGGAGAAGGAAGAGAGGCUCAACCAAUUGGAGGAGGCCCUCAAACACACCACAGAGCAAAUCAGCCAAUUAGAGCAAACCGCCGACCAGCUCCACAUCAAACUCCAAGAGGAGGAGUACCCGGCACAACUCAGGGGAAUCAAAGAUUUUAUUGGAGGAACGUUUGACCAACCACGAGGAGAGCCUGCUACACCCCCCUCACCCCUCCAGGAGGGUAGGGGUGUACCUGGACUACGGGAGGGGUGUUGUGGUGUUUUACGACGCAGGGGAUAUGAGUCACCUGUUCACAUUCUCCGACGCCACGUUCACAGAGCCUGUGUUCCCCUACUUCAACCCCUGGCCAAUCAUCAACGGGAGAAACCGUGAGCCUCUUGUUAUUGUUAGCCCGGACCCGGAGGUAUGAGAGAACUGUUAACAACUGUUACGAACUGUUAACAACUGUUACGAACUGUUAACAACUGUUAUGAACUGUUAACAACU